AUGACACAGCCACUUACGCCAGUCUCCGACUGUCCGCUCAAGCGACUGGAAGUCCAGGGCGACGCGAAAGUUCGAGUCUACGGUGUGGGCACCACGGCCACGUCUCUGACUCUCACCAUCAAGCACGACAGGACUGAGUCGAGUGACAAGCUCCUCCUUGUGGUCAAUGCCGGUCUCCGGACGGUGAUGUCUAUUACGCUUUCGGAUCUCCUGUCCCCCGGUGUGGGCGCGAUCACGGUCGCCCGCCACUUCCAAGCCAUGACCGUCAGGAUCUCGCAGCAAGGCUACGAGGUCAGGGCCUUUUUCGAUGCCGGCCGAGACCUCGAACUCGCCGCGCAUACUCUCAGCAGGCUCGGCUUCCCGGUCACAGAAGAUGCAGAGAGCACUCAGAGCUUACUAUCGGACCACUUCUCGGCCGGCUUCGUUCCGGGCCCUCGCUUGUCGUCUAUUACGCUCAUUCCCGGCGUAGACACGUUUGGCUCCGCGUCACACGACCUGGUCCCGUCUUCCCCGGUCAACCCCGCGUCCCCGGGUGUAUCACAGGCCGGAACACUAGACGCGCGCAUAUUUGGACCGCAAAGUGCAUACGCGGCUCCGCUAACGAACCAUAUGCAGUCUGAGACGGCGGUUCAGCGCUUCAGUCCAUAUAACCUGUUCGCCUCCAAGCAGAGCGAGCUGUAUCGACCACCCGUGGGAUCGCCGCUGCGAAACUCGUUCUCGCCAGACGAUGCGGGCUCACAGCGGCGGCAUCUCAGCCCCGUGCUGGACAACUGGGCGCAACCACCGCGGUCCAUGUCAAUGUCGAUGGCCUCGCCGUCUUUCCCAGAGCCGUCGUCGUCGUUUGGGUCGCACGGCAGCUACGCCUCCAGUGAGGCGUCAGCUGGCGGCGAGAUGCCCUCUGCGCCUAGCCUCGAGCCGCAGCGAAACGCUUCAGUCUCAUCUCACGAGUCACAAGAUACAAUGCCGGAACGACGUGAUCUCCCGUUUGUGCGAGCCGCAGCAACCAAGUCUGCAGUGAAGCCCCAACGCAAAAAGGCCUCGACGCAGCCUCUGCCCAAACCUACGGAAAGCGCAGAGCGAGUGCGCAAGCGCAAGCAGCCCGUAAACAAAAAGCAGAGCCAGGCAAGAGUGGCAAGUCGAAAGAACCCAGCAAGGGCAGCCAAAAUGUUGAGCACACCGCCCUCGGUUGUGGCGGAUCAGCCGGGCGGUGGUGACGGCGGAUUCGACCCCAGCCCCCUUGAGCCGGCCACGACGGUGGUGGUCGCCGAGCCCAGUGUCGUUCGCCGCGUGUGUACAAUGACUUUUGCUCUCCUCGACCAAUACGAGGCGGACGUGUCCCGGGGAUGCGACAAGGGCCUAUGCGUGCGGUUCUACUUGGAGCGCCUGCAGGGCAUGCGUAGAGACUUUUGGCUCCGUCAGCUCAUGGGUGCCGCUGAGCACGGACGCGGACCUCUCGCGGAGCCUGCUAUGCUGUGCCGCGCCACGGUGUUGCAUUGA
Molecule: messenger RNA, 1497 nt
Organism: Purpureocillium lilacinum
Lineage: Eukaryota; Fungi; Ascomycota; Sordariomycetes; Hypocreales; Ophiocordycipitaceae
Source: RefSeq, a predicted model, not a curated record